UUGUUCAGCUGACAUUAAGUGAAAUGCCUUUCUCUACACUUGAAUGUCUGGUGGACACUGGAGCUGCCCGAUCAGUUUUAAAGAAAUCUGAAGCCCCAAAUUUAAAAAUAACAGGUGAGUUGAAUGGUAUUGGGUUAGAGGGGACCUCGGUACCCCUAGAGGAAACAGUGGAGACAGAGGUUUUUGUGGGACCACUUAAGACCUCUCUCUCUUUUGUCCUCAGUGAUUCUGUUCCAUGUAAUCUGCUUGGCAAAGAUGCUUUAAUGAAAUUAAGGGCUAACAUCCUGUACACAAAGGAUGGCCCAAUUGUUACUGCAAACAGUAGUUCAGAGGAUGUUAAUUUAUUUGAAAGUAUUAUUCCUCUGAUGGCCACCAGGGUCCAUGGAAACUUGGAAAUACCCCCCGAUUUGGAGGGGCUUCCCAGUUCCCUAUGGGCAACAAAGGGUGGAACUACAGGGUUAAUACAUAGGGCAGACCCUGUCACUGUGCAGAUAAGGCCGGGGGCCAAAUUGCCCCGAGUGCCCCAAUAUCCUUUAAGCCAGAAGCAGAUUAAUGGAAUAAGACCACAAAUUACUUCCUUGUUGCAGCAAGGCAUUCUAAUACCAGUCAAGUCACCCGUAAAUACUCCCUUAUAUCCUGUCGCUAAGCCUGGUAAACAAGGUGAGUACCGGCUAGUGCAAGAUCUACGGGCAGUAAAUAAGAUAAUUUUAGAGAACACACCAAUUGUGCCCAACCCACAUACAAUAUUAGGGAAUAUUCCACCUGAGGCUUCGUGGUUUUCAGUUUUUGAUUUAGUAGAUGCAUACUUUUGUGUUGCAAUUAAUGCUGACUGUCAAUACCUGUUUGCAUUUACCUAUGAAGGUGAGCAAUAUACUUGGGGGCGUCUCCCUCAGGGGAUGGUAUCCUCACCCUCAGAGUUUGGACAGGUGAUGAAACAGGUGUUGGACAGGUGGCAGCCUAUACAGGGAACUACUGUGGUACAAUAUGUAGAUGACUUGCUGCUUACAGCAAUCUCAAAGGACUUGUGCAGAGAGGCUUCCAUUUCUCUGUUACAACACCUACAUGAGGAAGGAUGUAAAAUAUCACCUUCCAAGUUGCAGUACUGUCAACAGAAAGUCAUCUUUUUGGGACAUUGUAUCUCACGAGGUACAAAACACAUUACCACAGAUAGGAUAUUAAUUAUACAGAAAGCAUCUUAUCCACAAAGUGCUAAACAAGUCAGAGCAUUCCUUGGUUUAGUUGGGUAUUGUAGGCAGUGGAUUCCUAAUAUGUCACAAUUAGCCACUCCCUUAUAUGCUUUAACCUCACAGGCAGGACAUAUCAUCCUCACUGAGGAACAAAAAUCCUCAGUAGACCAGUUGAAGUUGGCAGUUCUAAGGGCCCCCUCCCUUGCACUUCCAAAUUACAAAAAACCAUUCUUUUUGUUUUGUCAUGAGCAGGGAGGGCAAGCCUCAGGAGUACUGACACAGAAGGCUGGAGAUAAGCAGAAGCCUGUGGGAUAUUUCAGCUGCAAGUUAGAUGCUGUUAUCAGCGCUGCAGCAGGGUGUGUGAGAGCAGUGGCAGCAGCAGCUAUGCUUGUAGAGAAAACUGCAGACAUAGUACUGGGCAGUAAACUUUUUGUGAUGGUUCCACACGCAGUACAUACUGUACUGCAGAGCCUCACAACAAAACACCUCUCGGCAGCCAGGCUCACUAAAUAUGAGGUUGGACUAUUAGUCCCAGCUAACAUCACUCUUCUCAGGUGCAAUGUAUUGAACCCAGCAACUCUGCUUCCUACGGAGCACCAAGGGGAAAGUGAAAAUGAUCUUGAGCAUGACUGCCAACAGGUGAUGGAACAAUUUUAUUCUCCUCCUAAUCCAGUACAGGAUGAACCAAUACCAAAUGCUGAUCUUGUUCUCUUUGUAGAUGGUUCAAGAUUGCAACAUCCAGAGGGAGGGUUUGGUGCAGGGUUUGCUGUGGUCAGUGGCUCAGAGGUAUUAUACUCAGAGUCUCUUGACCCCAGUCAACACUCAGCCCAAAGUGCCGAGCUGCUUGCUCUCAUAAAGGCCUGUGAGUUAGCAAAAGGUCAAACAGCAAAUAUUUACACUGAUUCAAGGUAUGCCUAUGGAGUUAUUCAUGAUUUUGCCCAACUGUGGAAACACAGGAAUUUCCUUACUUCUAGUGGAAAGAUGAUAAAACAUGCCACUUUAAUUAAGGAAUUGCUAGAAAAGGUGCAACUCCCUAGGGAUGUAGCUGUAAUCAAGUGUCAGGCACAUCAAAAGAUAAAAGAUGAUAUAACUGCAGGUAAUGAUAGGGCAGAUAAAGCCGCCAAAAAGGCUGCUUUUAUGGUACUAACAGUAAUACCAGCAGAUGAGUUACCUACAUCAGUUACCUUAGACAUCCUUAAGAACCUGCAAAAGCAGGCUGGUACACAAAUCCAUACUAAGUGGAUUAAUAAGGGGUGUAAGGUAGAGAAUGAUAUUUGGAAACAUGAGGAUGGUCGUUUGUGUGCACCUCCCGUUUUAUUUCCUUUGUUAGCAAAUAUCACGCACUUCCCAUCUCAUGUUUCCAAAGGGGGAAUGAUAUCCAUGGUAAACAAACUUUGGUUUGCUCCUGGAUUUGCACAACACGCUACAGAUUUCUGUAAGAAAUGUAUGAUCUGUGCUAAACACAACACGGGUAAAACAGAAAAGACACCUUUAAAACAUUUGGUUAAACCAUUUUAUCCAUUUCAGAGGUUACAGAUUGAUUAUAUUCAGUUACCUAAAUGUAACACCUAUGAAUAUGUAUUGGUUUGCAUAGAUAUGUUUUCAGGGUGGAUCGAGGCGUGGCCAGUAACAAAAGCCACAGCACUAAUAACAGCUAAGAAAUUGAUAACUGAGAUUGUCUGUCGCUAUGGGCUCCCAGAGACUAUUGAAUCUGACAGAGGUACACAUUUUACAGGGCAAGUAUUUGCAGAAAUGCUAAAGGGGUUACAAAUACACCAACACCUACACACCCCAUAUAGACCUGAGGCUUCAGGUCGGGUGGAGAGAGCUAACGGUACCCUAAAAACAAAAUUAGGUAAACUUUGUGAACAGACAAAGUUAACUUGGGUACAAGCUUUGCCCCUUGCACUGUCAUCUAUGAGACACACUCCUAGGGGUCCCCAUCAGUUAUCUCCUUUUGAGGUACUUUUUGGCAGAUCACCAAAUACCGGAUUAUUUUUCCCACAGGAAUUGCAGGGAGAACAUGCUUCCCUAACUGACUAUGUUAAGCAAUUGCAUAAGCAGCUAACUAACCUGCAUGGAAAAGUAUUCUCUUCUUUACCAGAUCCAGAGACUGUAUUUGGAACUCACUCACUUCAACCAGGAGAUUGGGUGGUGAUAAAGAGAUUCGUGAGGCGACACCUUGAGCCUAGGUACGACGGACCAUAUCAGGUUCUACUCACUACUGCCACCUCAAUUAAAGUAGAAGGAAAGCCAAAUUGGAUUCACGCCUCACACUGUAAGAAGGUAUUUCCCCCAUCAAGUCCUGCUGAGAGCCAGAGUAGAGUGCUAUCUCCAGUGACAGAGUCCGAAUCUGUCCCUGCACUCUCACCCCCUCUAACGAGAUCAAAGACCAGAGCACAUCAACAGAAAGACAACUAAGGAUCCAGACCUUCCGGAAUCAAGAGGAUAAAAGGCAUCUUUAAAGAAAGUCAGACGAGAGUGGUAACAAUAAUCCCACUAGUCUGUUAACCAACGGUUCCAGUUUAAGGUUUUGACACCAAGUGGUGGGCCUACUCUGGACGAAGAGGAUUAUAUCAUCAUCAAGAAGAAGGGACUUUGACAAAACAAUGACUCAGUAUUUGAUGCUCUGGGUAAAGGUUCUUGUCUUUGUUGCACUAUACUUUACUCCAGUAAAGGGGGGUUGGCAAACAAAUUCUAUAUGGCUUUUACACCAGCAGGCUGCAAAGCAGUUAAAUACUACUGACUGCUGGAUAUGUUCACACGUUCCAGUUAAUCAUAAGGGGAUACCUUUAGUAGGGAUACCUAUCUCUAUGAAUGAUCUUAAUCUUACAGAUUAUAGCUAUGAAGUCGCAAUAGAUACAAACCAUACGUAUCAAAAUGCAAUUAAUGAUCAGGGAACAUAUUUAGAGAUAACAGGAUUACUAGAUACACCCACUAUAUGUGUAGGACCCAUGUUUGUUAAUCACACCAUUAAAAUGAAAGAUCACGUAGUAAAUAUACCUACGAUUCAUGUAGGAAACACAGAUUGUGAAAAUGCCACUUUGAAAUUCUACAUGGAUUAUAUGGGAAAGAAAUGUGAUAAGAUGCAGGGUAAUUGUAAUGAUUUUUGUUGGUGUGGGAGAAUGAAUGCUUCUUGUGCCCCCAGGUGUUCUUGCCCUAAUCAAGAUAUAGAUGGAAUUGUAAAUUGUGAGUCUAAGGUGACAGAUAAUAUGAGAUGGUUUCAGACUUGGCUGGGGUAUCACGGUACAAUCCUUCCUAGGGUACUCAGACAAGGACUAUACUAUAUUUGUGGAAACAGAGCUUAUUCAUGGCUCCCUAUGGGAGCAUGGGGAAAUUGCACCAUAGGAAGAGUUGUACCUGCCAUUAGACAACGUCUGAACGUCUCAUAUAUAGACAAUCAAGGUAUCCAUUCCAGGGUAAAUAAACAAAAAAGGGAAUUAUUCUCCAACUCAGAUAAGGCAUGGAUGUGGUUCCCUGCCUGGACAGGAUGGGGAAUAGAAUUAGCCAAUAGAUUAAAUAAGUAUGCUAGUAUAAUGGAUGGUAUCAUAAAUGAAACUACAAGUUCCAUACACAUAAUAAAUGAGGAACUAGCACAAGUUAGAAAGGUGACUUUACAGAAUAGAAUGGCUUUAGAUUACCUACUAGCAGUCGAGGGUGGGGUUUGUGCAAUCAUAGGUAAAGAGUGUUGUACCUGGAUUGAAGAUUCGCAUGACCCAAUUGAGGCCCACAUGCAUAAGGUAAAGGAAUUACAGCAGAAAGCUAGAGAUAUCUCCAAAGAAGGAUGGAAUCCUUUCUCUUGGAUGGGAAAUAUAGGAACUUGGCUAUCUAGUUUUUUUAAAACUUUUAUGGCACCCGUAGUUUGUGUGAUUAUAAUAUGUUUGAUGUUGUAUGUAGUAGUAAGGUUGAUAAUGUGUUGCAGCAAAAACAGUAUCAGGGGAUAAUAGACGACUUACAAAGGGAGGAGGUCUGUCUAUUGGGCCCCUGAAUAAGAAAUAUACAUUCUUCUUCUAGUCAGCGGCCCUCUGUGCUUUGGCCAACUUUAUCCACAGAAGGAUCCCAUUCCUGUUUGAGUAGGAUAAGGAAGAGACUGCUGAUUUGGAUGGGAACCCAGAUAGGCAACUCUGUACUGCCACUGAACCUGCCAUUAAGAAGUAGGUGGUGGAGGAGAGGUCUGGGUAAGAAGAGUGUAUAUAUAUAUAUGUCCAGGUAUGAACAACAGGGAGGAAUGUCAGAGAAAAAAGGAACCAUCUUGUUUUCUGUACUCCAUCUUGUUCAUAUCAAUUAAUUUAGGAGUGUUUUAAAUAUGUUUAAAAGUGUUGUUCUGUUAAAACUGUGAAUUGCUGAUUUUGCAUAAUGGAGGGGCCUCCAACUAAAAUAGCCCACUCCACACUUUGUACAUGCGUCAGAGAGGAGCCUUAGUUCUAUUGGCUAUAGGGCUCCUCCACCUUUCGUCUGUGUUCAAGAGAUAACAAAGUAUUGUGUAACUUUAACCGUAUAAAUGAUGGUAGUUAAAUGCUUAAACUUUGAGUAGCAUGUUGUAGGGACAACGUCAAUGCGUCUGUCUGUCUACUCCUUUCACGUGAAAUAAACCACUUCAAUCAAA
Xenopus tropicalis (tropical clawed frog) is the source of this 5793-nucleotide messenger RNA. RefSeq lists its product as uncharacterized. The coding region runs from base 24 to 3608 and encodes 1194 amino acids. The transcript has a single exon. Gene Ontology annotation, biological process: DNA transposition; proteolysis; DNA integration. Gene Ontology annotation, molecular function: nuclease activity; RNA-directed DNA polymerase activity; nucleic acid binding. The record is from RefSeq and is a predicted model, not a curated record. NCBI's taxonomy places the organism in Eukaryota, Metazoa, Chordata, Amphibia, Anura, Pipidae.